Molecule: messenger RNA, 804 nt
Organism: Colletotrichum truncatum
Lineage: Eukaryota; Fungi; Ascomycota; Sordariomycetes; Glomerellales; Glomerellaceae
Product: gpi anchored cell wall
Source: RefSeq, a predicted model, not a curated record
AUGGAAGGCGGCGGGGAUGGUAAGGAAAAGCCUGGUAAGGACAAACCUGGUGAGGGCGGAGGCAAAGGCGGUGGUGAAUGUAAAGGUGGUGGUGAAGGCGGAGGGAAGGGUGGAGACGGUGACGGAAAGGGCGGACCUGGUGGCGGCGGCGGCGGCGGCGGCGGCGGCGGUGGUGGUGGUGAAGGAGGAGGAGGAGGAGGAGGGAAGGGCGAAGGGGGAGGUAAAGGAGGCGGCAAAGGAGGCGGGGGCAUGAUGAACUGCAAGUCGUUCCAUUUCAAGUCCAAAGGUUCCGUUUCCGGCGCUAUCGGACAACUGGACAGCGGACAACUAAGAAUUGGCCUUGAACCGGUCAAGUUGAAGAUGGAAAAGGGACAAGUAAUGGACAAAAAAGAUCGUGGCUGUUGGUGGACUCCUCCGACUGAGACUUUGCAAUGCGACGUGGGCCAGAAGCCUGACUCCGGUUUUGAGGUGGGAUGUGAUGGUCGGGUUACUUUCAAGAACCAGACGAAGUUCUUCCAGUGUGAGGCUGAGAAGCAGCAGUACAACGUGUAUAAAAAGGCCGAUCAAGGCGCCAACUGCGCUGAAGUCAUGCUUUAUGCCGUUGGCUGCGGCGGUGAAGGAGGUGGAAAAGGGGGCGGAGAGGGAGGCGGGAAAGGCGGAGGCGAGGGAGGAGGUAAGGGUGGAGGUGAGGGAGGUGGAAAAGGCGGAGGAGGUGGCAUGGGAGGUUCUAACAACGGAACGUCCAGCAACGGGACAUCGAGCAAUGGGACAUCCACGCCACCUCCAGCGAUCCAACCCAAGUAA